AUGGGUAAAAAGGGUAAGGCAUCGAGUAAAAGCCCACCUCCCGCCGAAACGGCUCCUGUAGGUAAGAAGAAAGGUAAGGGAAAGAAAGAAGAACUUUCUGAAGAUGAAAAGGCAAAGAGACAAGUCAACAGGACCAAAGUGACUUCGACGUCAAGCUGGACUGGUAAACUACCACAUACACUGCUGCAUGAGACGUGUCAGAGGAGGAAGUGGAAUAAAGUGGACUAUGAAAUGAAGAAAAUAGGCGACAAGGGAAUGUUAGCCAUAGCGGUUCUUUCCUGCACAGAUCCUAAGUCAAAGGAAGUUCUAACAGUUAGGAUGAAUGAUCCUACUUAUGAUAAAGUGAGUGGUAAGGGAGCACAAGUACCGCAGGAGACUCCAAUGGAAGCAAGACACUUGGCCGCUACAGUAGCAUUAUACAGAAUUUCAUACAAUACCAAUUUGCACAUGAUGCUACCACCAAAUCACAAGAAACUAUGGUACGACUUGGAUGAUUGUCGUAAGUCUUUGAUGAAGGAAAAUCCGUCAAAGGCUCAAAAGUUAUUCGAUAUAGAUCCAUUCAAGACACUUAUAGAGGAACAGAAGCAGAGAGAACAGAAAGCUAAGGAUCAUGAAGCAAAAAACAGACAGGCAGCUAAGGAGCAGACUACUACUGUGUUAACUUCUUUGGGUUCGAAGAGCGCUAAACCAGAGAAGGAUACCACGAAAAAGAAACCUCAAUCUUCUACUGUUGCUGCUGGCUCUGCGAAUAGAAAUACGAACAUAUCUUUCCCCAGAAAGGCCUGGGACAAUGCAGCGUUUGUGGAUUUCGAAGAAUCUCUUAGACAGAAGAUCGAAUCUUCUAUUAAACUACAUAUCAAUUGGAGUAACAAGAGAGUUAAGACUACAGAUGCAAAAUCUUCCAAUAGAGAUGCACUUAGGGAGAAAUUGCUAUCGUUACAAUUUAGACCACCGCAUGUGGAAGAAGCUCUAGUCUACAAAGAUCCUCUUUCUUUCCUUCUUUUCCACUUGCCAGAGGAUGAUCUGCCGCCCUAUUUCCACAAGAGAAAGGAGGACUCGAAGAAUAUGGUUGAGAUCUCAUCCAUGCCGUUGGAAGUAAGAAACAAGGUUGAUAGACUAGCUGAAAGUGGUAUCUCUAAGGAGGAGGCUGCAUUCGUCCUGGAGAGCUGUAACAUGGAUGAAAAUGAAGCAGCAGGAAAGUUAACCGCCAACAUUGUGCCACAACUAGAAUCAACUGUGGGGCCUCUUACUUCCGAGAAAGAAUCUUUAGAGACUUGGAAUCAAGAAUUAGAAGGUUUACAGAGCAUGUAUCCUGAAUCGGUACAAAUUCUAAAACCAGAUUCUUGUUAUACGGUCGACUUGAUAAAGGAUUUUAAGCUAAAGCUUAAGGUUUACAGAACUAGCCAUUAUCCAUCUGUUCUCCCUGGUGUCAUAGUCUCUACAUUUGAUAGAAAUUACAAAUUACCCAAUUAUAUCAAGCUAAAGAUUUUACAAAAUCUGAUGCAAUAUGUCGCGGAUUCGAACUUACUCGGCGACAUGCUAGUGUUCCACUUAUACCUGUGGUUGCAAGAUCAUUUGAAGGAAAUUAUCGAGAACCCAGGGCCCCUUCUUUCAGAAAGAGAGUUAUUGGCAUCUUCAAAUAGCAAAAAAGAAAGUUACGCAGAUUCCAAUGAGAAUUCCAAAAAGUUUGGCAAGAAGCGUACUCAGAAUUCUCUGAAUGAUCAAGAAAUUGCUGCACUCAAACGAGAAUAUUCACAGAGAAUUUCCACUUUACAAUAUAAAGCCAUGCUCGACACAAGAGCUAAUCUUCCUGCGUGGAAGAGGCAAAAGCUGAUUGUAGAUCUGGUCAAGAGCCAUGAUGUGACUUUGGUAACAGGUGAGACUGGUUCUGGUAAAUCUACUCAAGUGGUACAAUUCCUACUGGACACUUUACAAGCAGAAAAAAACGAUUUUGGUAAUACUAAAAUUAUUUGUACGCAACCCAGAAGAAUUUCUGCCAUUGGUUUGGCAGAACGUGUCUCUGACGAACGAUGUGUAAAAUGUGGUGAUGAAGUAGGUUAUGUGAUCAGAGGUGUAAACAAGGCAACUAACAAAACCAGGAUUAGAUUUAUGACUACUGGUGUGCUAGUUCGUAUUUUACAGACAGAUGCAUCUUUCUUAAAAGAUUCCAUAUUGGUCAUUGAUGAAGUCCACGAGAGAUCCGUAGACACUGAUUUAAUUGUGGUCCUUUUAAAGAAUUUAAUGGGUAGAAUUUCUGGGCUAAAGAUUGUCCUAAUGAGUGCUACAGUGAAUGUAGAUGUUUUCAAAGAAUUUUUCCAAGGUCUUGGUACUUGUCACAUUGAAGGUCGUACUUUCCCCAUUAAGGACUAUUAUUUAGAUGAUAUCUUAGAUAUGGUGGACUUUAAGAUCAGAUCAGAUAAAUUCCAAAGAUAUUUGGAUUACGAUGAGAAGGACAGGGAAGAGUACAUUAGGCCCACCGCAGACUCCAAGUUUUUUAGAUCUGGUCAAAUCAAUUAUGACCUGAUCUGUGAGGUAGUAAAACACGUAGACCAACAACUAGAUUCUCAGGCAAACGAUGGAUCUAUAAUUGUAUUUUUGCCAGGUGUUGCCGAAAUCAACAGGUGCUGUCGUAUGCUUGAACAGGACGAUGGUGGUAAUGGUUUGGUAGUUUUACCGCUACACUCUGCCUUGACUCCUGAGGAUCAGAAGAGGGUAUUUAAAAGCUAUGGCUCCAAACGUAAGGUAGUGGUUUCCACCAACAUUGCAGAAACGUCUAUCACUAUCAGUGACUGUGUUGCUACCAUCGAUACAGGUAGAGCUAAGACAAUGGUAUACAACCCUAAUGACAAUACAACAAGAUUGACAGAAACUUUUAUCUCUAAGGCCGAAGCAAAUCAACGUAGGGGUCGUGCUGGUAGAGUUCGUGAAGGUAUUUCUUAUAAGCUAUUCUCUAAAAGGUUAUACCAGGAGGAUAUGAUCCCCAUGCCCAUCCCAGAGAUUAAAAGGGUAUCUCUAGAAUCGCUAUACCUUUCUGUAAAAUCUAUGGGAAUCAAGGAUGUGAAGAAAUUUUUGGCCACUGGAUUAGACCCACCACCUUUGAAAACCCUUGAAAGAGCAAGUGCUAUGCUAACGACAGUUGGACUAUUGAAUGAAUACGACGAUUCUCUGACAGAACUCGGUAAAUUUAUCAGUAUGAUGCCGGUGAUGGACAGUAAGCAUGGUAAGUUAUUGAUUUACAGCAUUAUAUUUGGUGUAACAGACGUUGGUAUCUUAUUAGCAUCUAUCUUAAGCAUUGGUGCACCAUUUAUUAAUGACUUCAAUCUGAGAGACAAAAUCAAGGCACUAUUACAGAAAUACGAACCUAGAGGUGAUCUCUUAGCAAUGGCAGAAAUUCUUCGUCAAUAUUUGCAGCUACAAGGUGGUAGUGCCAAGAAUCAAUUCCUGAAGGAACACUGCCUGUCCUAUAACAAAGUGAGAGAUAUCAUGUCGUCUCGUACUCAGUUUUAUUCUAUUUUGAAGGAUGUUGGAUUCAUACCUUUUAAGGAGGACCAAAAAACAAAUGUAUAUUUGAACAGGAACAGUGGCAAUGUCGCCGUUCUCAAGGCAGUGCUUACAGGUGCAUUUUACCCACAUGUCGCAAGAGUUCAAUUGCCAGAUCCAAAAUACAUGACUACUAGUGUAGGUGCCAUCGAAAAAGAUCCUGAAGCCAAGGCCAUCAAGUAUUGGAUUAGAAACGAUGAGUAUAUCGAUGCAUUAAGGGAGGGUCCAACAGGGGAAAUACCACUACCGGCUAAGAGAGCUUUCAUCCAUCCAUCAUCAGUUCUAUUUACUUCUAAUGGCUCUAGCAACUCUCAAGAGGUAACAACGUUAGAUGAGGUGGAUGAAGCUUCCGUAAAGAAAUCUUUUACCUCAACAACAGUUUCCAAAUUUCCCUUCGUCAUUUUCAAUUCAUCUCAAGUGACUACCAAACUAUUUCUUCGAGAAAUCACUCCUACUUCGACGUUGUCAUUAUUACUAUUCGGUGGUCCUCUCAGCUAUGAAGUUAACGGUAGCCAGCAUUCUCCAGGAAUUGUAUUAGACCAGUGGCUACCCAUAAGGACCUGGUGUAAGAAUGGUGUACUCAUUAAAGAACUAAGAACGCUUUUAGAUCAAGCUAUAAGAGACAAGCUGGAAAAUCCCAAAUAUGGGGAUAAGGCACUUGAGAAUAAUGAUACAUCCAACACUGUUCUCAAAUUAGUGGAAAAAGUGAUUACGUUAGAAUAG
Molecule: messenger RNA, 4263 nt
Organism: Zygosaccharomyces rouxii
Lineage: Eukaryota; Fungi; Ascomycota; Saccharomycetes; Saccharomycetales; Saccharomycetaceae
Product: RNA helicase
Exons: 1
Coding region: 1-4263 (1420 amino acids)
Cellular component (GO): intracellular anatomical structure
Molecular function (GO): ATP binding; protein binding; RNA binding
Source: RefSeq, a predicted model, not a curated record